AUGCCCUACAACACCCGCCGCAAGUCCCUGUCGCUGCCGUCGCUCGGCAUCCAGCUCCCAGGUGCGCCCCGAACGGUGCGCUCACCGCCUUCGACAAGCGACGGCCAACACGCCGCAAAGAAACAGAAACGCUCACAUUCGGGCUCCCUCUCGUCCUCGCUUGCAUCACCACCACGUCCAUCGGCGCUGCGUAUCGACGAGCACCGACCCAAAAGCUCAGGCCGCGUCGCCGACACCCCGCCACCGUCACCAGGCGGCGAGUCCGGCACCGCCAAGAUCGACACCCAAGGUAUUGAUGACGAGAUUGUUGUCGGUGUUAUUGAGCAGCUCGAAAAGACUGGCAACCGUCCCCAUUUACUCAAGGAGCUUGCCCUUGUUCUGUCGCCCAUCAUCCCCAUUGUCGAGAGCUCUGCCAACCCAGCAGCCAUCAUCUCGUCACGUUUAGCCACAUACCUCAAGCGCAACUGGACCGCGUUAUCGAGAUGUCCCCUCGACAAGAAGCUUGUUGGCACGCACCCAAAGCGUGUCUACUACUUUCUUUCCACACGCCCACACCAACCGAUUCCUGCUGACGGGGGUAAUGCCCCAAUCGCACCGCGCAUUGUGACGCCGUCACUUUCGUCUGCUACAUCGGAAGAAGAAGAGGACAUGGACGCAAGAUCACGAGAUCGCAUGUCGCCCUCUCCAGAACUCGACCUCUCCGACUACGACAGCAACGCCAGCGACCCCUUCUCCAACCAAACCCAUCCUCCUACAACCGCCAACAUUUCACACAACCGCCGCGCUCAAUCUCCUCCGUUAGAAAAGGACGAGCGCGAGUUCACCCAGACUGCGUCGUUCCUUCAACAACGACGGAUGAGCCAAGAAGCGGAGCGUGCACGAUCUGCCAGCGCAUCUGCCGAGCCGACACAAAGCAGCGAUGUGAAGAUGGAAGAAAUCGCCGCCUCGGUUGAGGAGACGGUUGAAAGCGCCGCCCGCAAAGACUCCGAAGCGGCGGCCACUCUUUUUGGUCAAAUGGAUCAGGUUGUGAGCUACAAUUCUGCACUCUCACCCAGCAGCCCUGCACUCAGGCCUACGCUCCACAUCGACAUGCCACCGCCAUCGCUCAAGCGCAAAGAGAUAAAACUCGAGUUUGACGACGACUGGGUCAUGAAGAGCCCGGAGCUUAUUGAUCUGGACGAGCUUGACGAUCUUUUUGGUGGUUACUAA
Bipolaris zeicola 26-R-13 is the source of this 1209-nucleotide messenger RNA. RefSeq lists its product as uncharacterized. The transcript is spliced from 2 exons. Lineage: Eukaryota; Fungi; Ascomycota; Dothideomycetes; Pleosporales; Pleosporaceae. The record is from RefSeq and is a predicted model, not a curated record. The coding region runs from base 1 to 1209 and encodes 402 amino acids.